Molecule: messenger RNA, 2028 nt
Organism: Purpureocillium lilacinum
Lineage: Eukaryota; Fungi; Ascomycota; Sordariomycetes; Hypocreales; Ophiocordycipitaceae
Molecular function (GO): protein binding
Source: RefSeq, a predicted model, not a curated record
AUGGAGGCGCGUCUGCGCGGCGGCGCCGAGUCCUACGCCGCCAAAGACUACACUGAAGCACUCAAGCAGUUCACCCGAGCCAUGAUUCUCUGCCCUUGCACUCAUGGCGUCAAGCGACCCAGAUGUAUUUGCAAGGACUUCGAGGCCGUCGCGGCAAAGAACGGCUCUAUCCUCCGAGAGGCCCUGUAUCGCUGUGCCUGUGAUGUGGGAAAGGCGUUCAAGAAAUGCAGAAACCCUCUCCAUAUCAAAGCUCUCGACUACCGCGCCGGGACUUUCGAGGCCCUCAAGGCGCUGGACCGGGCCAGGAAGGACGCGGAAUGGAUACUGGAGCUUGCCCCUCGGUUGCCCGACGGCUACCUCCGACUGGGUAAAAUUGCCCGCCUUCAGAAGAAGUCAGACUUUGCUAGGAAGAUCUACGCAAGUGGCAUCGAGGCCAGCGAUCGUGAGGCGCCUGGCGCCGUCAAGAAGCUACAACAACUUCGUGACGCACUGAAGCCACUAGAGGCACGACUUAACAAGCGUGACCCCCUGUGGCUUCCCCUAGAGAUGGCCGUCAUGGUCUUCGCCAACCUCAGCGUGCCUCAACUGACUAAAUGCCUGCAAGUGUCCAAAUCUUGGAAUCAAACCCUGCAAGGCGUAUACUUCAAGAACCUUUGGAGCAGUGUCAUCUUUCCACGGAGCAACUCCCGCCCGCCUGCCAACUGGGCGCUGCACAAGAUCGUCGCGAGGACCCACGGCAGCAUCCGCGAGAUUGAAGUCGUCGACACGCUCUGGUUCCAGCUUACGCCGCAGAAGCUGGACACCUUGCUGCGCAACGCGACUUCGAACCUGGAGCGCCUCGUCGUGGGCCCGCUGCUCAACUAUGACUACUCGUCCGUGGGCUCGCACCGGUUCAAAAAGCUGCGGCAUCUCGCCGCCGUGACUGACAACACAGAUGGUCGGCCCCGCCACGGCAUGGCCCCGAACGUAGGUGUUCUCCCUACUGGGCUCAUCACGGGGAUCGCGCAGACAUUGGUGCACCUCCACCUGCUCGGUAUUCCACAGGACUGGCACAACCUGAAGAUGCCCAUGUUUCCAAAACUAAAGUAUCUACGCCUGGAGCACAAGGAGAAGCUCGCCCAGAACGCGUUCCCAAUCUUCGACAUUGCCCUCAUGACCCCGCAUAUGGAGCAGCUGUCAUUGAAGGGCAUUCACUUGACCAUCGGCCACUUUUGGCAGAUGGAGCCGGCUUGGGAACAGCUCUGGAACAAGCUCAAAGUGUUUGUGUUUGCCUUCCCCCUGGCGGGUCGGCCGUGGCAGCCUCAGGAGACCACCGCGGCCCUGAGCAUGAUGAUGUCCGUCAACCACGGCACCACGUUCGAGCACUUUGACCACGACAUCGCAUUCACCGAAGGAGACCCGUGGUCUCCCGCGAAAGUCAUCACCACUACGUACGACUGGAGCAACUAUACUAAUGGUAACAUCAUCUCUCUCCCCGUCGUGGGACAUGCCAAGUUCCCCAAGAUGCGCGAGUUUCGCGUCCAGUCGCUCGCCCACAUCCCGGACAAGCUCGAGGCGGCCCUGCAGGACGCCAUGGCCAACAGGCACCUGCACACCUUGGACAUUGUCUUCGACCUCGAGGACAUGAACUCCGCGACGGGCACAGAGCACGUCGAGCACCUCAAAAAGUACAACUGGCUGCGCGGGCUCGACUCCAUCCACACGCUGGGCGUGUUCGGGUUCCGCUUCAAGCAGUACCCGCGCAAGGACGAGGACCUGCCCCUGCCGGGCUUCCUCGCGACGUUCCCCAACCUCGAGACGCUGAGUCUCGGCUCCGAGUCGUACGACGACGCAGAAUUCUGCUUCGUCGUCGAGGCCAUCAUGAAGGUGACGCACCUCAAGACGAUUUACCAGCAGAACGUUGGCGGCGCGGCCUGGGACAGGCUCGUCAAGAUUGGGAAGCAGUACGGCGUGCAGAUUAUUCCUGGUCCGCGGCCCAAGGAGUGGCCCGUGAAGCUGGACGAAGACGAUGAAGACGACGAGGAGUAA